Messenger RNA from Raphanus sativus (radish), 1779 nucleotides. RefSeq lists its product as uncharacterized. Gene Ontology annotation, molecular function: protein dimerization activity. The record is from RefSeq and is a predicted model, not a curated record. Lineage: Eukaryota; Viridiplantae; Streptophyta; Magnoliopsida; Brassicales; Brassicaceae. Bases 1 to 1779 code for a protein of 592 amino acids. The transcript has 4 exons.
AUGAGACGAUUUAAUUCAGCUUGGUUUGGUCUGUAUGGUAAUUGGCUAGAGUACAGUGUAUCGGAGGAAAAGGCUUAUUGUUUGUGUUGCUACUUGUUUAGAGAUGAUGCGUAUCCUGGAUUUGUGAGGGGUGGGUUCUCGAAUUGGCAUAAGCCUGAUAGGUUAUCUUUCCAUGUAGGAGAACUUAACAGUUCUCACAAUAAUGCUGUCAAGAAGUGUGAUGAUUUGAUGAAUCAAGGUCAAUCCAUAGUACAUGCUAUGUACAAGAAGACUAAUGCGAUGAAAAAUGAGUAUCGUAUCAGAUUAAAUGCUUCUGUUGAUGUUUCUAGAUACUUAUUGCGACAAGGAUUAGCUUUUCGAGGUCAUAGAGAAGGAGAAGAGUCUUCUAACAAAGGAAACUUUUUAGAACUUCUGAAAUACACAGCUGAUCACAAUGAUGUUAUAAAAAAAGUUGUUUUGGAGAAUGCUCCAGGAAAUAACAAGAUGGUUUCUUCAGAGAUUCAAAAGGAUAUUGUAAACGCUUUUGCAGAAGAAGUAGUGAAAUCUGUUAUUGAAGAAAUUGACAACGGAGUGUUUGGUCUAUUAGUAGAUGAAUCUGCUGAUGUGUCUGACAAAGAACAGAUGGCUGUUGUUUUUCGAUUUGUUGAUAAGAAAGGAGCAGUCAAAGAAAGGUUUGUUGGAGUUGUCCAUGUGAAAGAGACUUCUUCUUUAUCUUUGAAGCAUGCUAUUGAUGAGUUGUUUGCUAGGUAUGGUCUGAGCUUGAAAAAAGUGAGAGGACAAGGUUAUGACGGAGCUAGUAAUAUGAAAGGAGAGUUUAAUGGCCUGCGAUCAUUGAUUUCUAAAGAAAACAGCUCUGCAUAUUAUGUUCAUUGCUUUGCUCAUCAACUUCAGUUGGUUGUAGUGGCUGUUGCGAAAAAGAUAUUUGAGGUUUCUGAUUUCUUUGAUAUGGUUUCUAUGUUAUUGAAUGUGGUUGGAGCUUCUUGCAAACGAAAAGAUAAAGUCCGGGAAAAUUAUCGAGCCGAGAUAAAUGCUGGAAUUGCUAGGGUUGGGUUGUUUUCUACUAUUAUUAAAGUUCUUGAGUAUAUCGAAAAGGAUGGCGCAGAUGAUUCUAAGAGAUGCCAGGCAUAUGGUCUUCUCAAAUAUAAUCUAUCGAUGGUUUUGCAAAGGAAAGAUCAAGACAUUUUGAAUGCUAUGUCACUAGUAGAAUCUACUAAGCGGGAGUUACAGAGAGUAAGAGAUGAUGGAUGGGAUUCACUAAUGUUGACAGAAUUCAACGAUCGUUUUACUGAGGUAAACACUGAGCUGCUUAUUUGUAUGGCUUCCUUAAAUCCUAUUGGUGCUUUUCGGGCAUUCGACAAGUCAAAGUUGGUGAAGCUGGCUAAGUUCUAUCCAGAGGACUUCAGUUUUAUGGACUGUUUAUCUCUUGAGCAACAACUUGGUAUUUUUAUCGACAAUGUACGGCAUGAUCAGCGAUUUAAAAAUCUGAAGAGUCUUGGAGAUCUUUCUCUUCUGAUGGUAGAUACGCAAAAGCAUAUUGCACAUCCUUUGGUUUAUAGGCUUUUGAAGUUGGUUUUGACUUUGCCGGUUGCUACUGCAAGUGUUGAAAGAUGCUUCUCUGCAAUGAAGAUAGUAAAGACAGCUCUAAGAAAUCGAAUGGGGGAUGAUCUUUUAAGUGAUUAUCUCAUUUGUUUUAUAGAAAAAGAAUUGCUUGAUGAUGUCGCAAACGAAGAAGUGUUGAUCCGAUUUCAAGCCAUGAGUGAAAGAAGAAUGCUUUUAUAA